UGUUUUUUUUUUGUGCUACAUUCUUGCUCUACUUCUUAUAGCAGAAGAGACUCUGCGAGCUAAGAAGCCGAUCAUUUUCAAAUUCGCGACUGCAGUAUCCCAGCCAACCAGCAGCACAAGAACAAACAAAUCAAAGCCGACGACCUGCGAAUCUCCGCAGGAUCGCCGCCGACAGAAACGCAUCCCGUCACAUCUCCUACCUCUCUACAUUUACUCGGUCGCAGAUUCCAAACAUGAUGAUGGAAGACGAAGACGACGAUUUCUACGAUCCCGCCGAUGCGGUGCCUGUAACUCAGCAUCAGAAUGGAUCUCAGCAUCCCUCCACAGAUUCAGGACCUCAGGACUCCAAUGAUGCGGAAGAAGAGGAGAUAGAGGUAGAAGAAGAUGAGGACGACUUCAAUAUUAUCACCGAAGCACCUGCAGAUGCACCCCCUCCAGAAGUCCCACAUCCUCGUCACGCCAGCCUUCGCGCGGAGUCUCAAAGACCUUCCUCUUCUGCAGAUGUUUCUACGAUAUCAAAAUCAAUAACGCCCACCGUUACCCCUAAACUUGAAUCCGUUACCCCUGUGCCUGCUGCUGCAAGGCCUGCGGUCCCUCAGAAACCUGGUUCCGCCUACCCUCCAGUCCAUGCGUCGAACAUCGAUGUCCACGCGAACCCUGUCCAUCCGGCGACCGGUAAACCGAUCAUGUUAACAGACAUGGACACCGACUUUCCAGAGGACGACAAGCCUUGGAGGCGGCCAGGCUCCGACAUUACAGAUUAUUUCAAUUACGGGUUUGACGAGUUCACAUGGGCCAGCUAUGUGUUGAAGCAACAGGAGCUACGCAAGGAAAUUGGAGAUCAGAAGAAACAAUUGGAUGAUAUGCAGGCUUUCUUAAGCAUGGGGCUCCCGCCGAUGCCCGGUGGUCCUCCGGGACCUGGAGGGCCUCCAGGAAGCGCACCACCUCCUAUGCCCGGCAUGCCUGGAAUGCCGGAUAUGUCACAAGAGAUGAUGCAAGGCAUGCUGACGAGCAUGAUGUCGCAAGGUCUGGACCCCUCAUCCAUGGAUCCUAUGGCAUUUAUGCAGCAUGCGCAGGCCAUGAUGGGCGGGCAACCCGGCGCAGGCGGCGGACAACAAGGUCAACCCGGAUUUGGUGGGCAAGGUGGUGGUCAGCCUCAGAUGGGAUACGGAGGCGGCUUUGGUCGGGGUCGCGGGAGAAGAUGGUAAAGCUAGGUAUAUCUGAAGCUGCGACCUUGUUAUAAUAACGAAUACCUUGUCGAAAGCUCAGCAUUGGCGAUUCGAGCAGAGUACUAGAAAGUAGUAAACCUAUUCAUAAAUGAAUUACUCCCGAAGGCUAAGCUUCUUGUGCGGAUCUGGGGUCG
Messenger RNA from Aspergillus vadensis CBS 113365, 1363 nucleotides. RefSeq names its product cleavage polyadenylation factor subunit FIP1 (gene fip1). The transcript is spliced from 3 exons. Gene Ontology annotation, cellular component: mRNA cleavage and polyadenylation specificity factor complex. The record is from RefSeq and is a predicted model, not a curated record. The coding region runs from base 234 to 1208 and encodes 324 amino acids. Gene Ontology annotation, molecular function: RNA binding. NCBI's taxonomy places the organism in Eukaryota, Fungi, Ascomycota, Eurotiomycetes, Eurotiales, Aspergillaceae.